AUGGUUGCGCCUCUCUCGGUCUGCGAAGUUGAGGUCACCCCGAAGGGGCCCUCCGGAAAUCGACAUAUUCUACAGACCGCGGGCGGUAUGUGGCCUCUGCAGCUGCAAGGCGUCGCGCUUGCUUCGCAUGACCGAAUUCGCAUCGUGGCGGACACCGUGCUUUGUGGACUUGAAGGCAGUGCCACCAUGCAUGAUGCCGUUCUGGCAUUGACUGCGCCGAUGGGGCAGCGUGCUCAUGGAGACUUUCGGUCGGAAACCUGGGAGAACAUCCAAAUUAAUCGACGCUGUGCUAAACAGCAGUUCUGCAUAGCCGUCUCCAACCAGCGCGUCUUCUUCACCGAGCGGGCUACGCACAUGCUGCGCUGGUUGGACAUAGAGGAGGGGGACUUUGGUUCGGCCUUCAAUGCACAGCUCUCCACUCCGCUCGGUCUUGCUUUGGCUCUUACUUUGAUCAGGCUGAUGAUGCGCUCUGAUUCUGUUGUGUGCCGCGAGCUGUCAAGCACGGUUCUUUCCGACAUGUGCACGGGGUCGAUCUACAUCGCGGACUAUGGCAGUGAUCGGGUUCGCAAAAUUGACUUGACACAGGACCCUCUCAACAGAGGCUGGCUCAGAGGGAGGCCAUCUUACGUAGGUCAUGACUGCAUCCAGCGGGCGGCCUCUGCCAUCCAAAACCUGGGGCAGACAGGUAUCAUCGAAACAGUUGCGGGGAACGGCUUUCGUGGCUUCUCCGGUGAUGGCGGGCCAGCACGAGAGGCACAGCUGAAUGGGCCCUCCGGCGUGGCUGUGGACUUGAACCAGAUGCUCUGGAUUUGCAUCUGGGCUGAAACGAUUGCAUUCGCGUCAGCCUUGGCACGAAUGCGCGACAGUGGCAACAACGUCCUCCGUGUGGUGUCGAUGGAAAUCCCGGUCAGGAUUCCAGGCAGCAACGAGUUUGAGGCCAAUGUGAUUUUGACGGCGGCGGGUGGCUCCACUGGGCAAAGCCAGGGCAAAGGCGAUGGCGGAGUGGCCUGGCUGGCGCGGAUGCAGGGCCCUUCCGGGGUGGCCGUGUCUUCCGCUUUCGUCAGCAACGAGGACCCUGCACUUCCUAGUCCUGUCACCCCGGAGGUCGUGAUUGGGUUUCCGCACAGGACGGCACGCUGCCAGUCAACGUCUACAUUUCGGAAAGCAUGGGCCAGCAGGCGAGAUCCCCGGCUGCCCAGUUGA
Molecule: messenger RNA, 1203 nt
Organism: Symbiodinium sp. CCMP2592
Lineage: Eukaryota; Dinophyceae; Suessiales; Symbiodiniaceae
Source: the annotation of a GenBank genome assembly